Molecule: messenger RNA, 1177 nt
Organism: Ochlerotatus camptorhynchus
Lineage: Eukaryota; Metazoa; Arthropoda; Insecta; Diptera; Culicidae
Gene: mRpS35
Product: mitochondrial ribosomal protein S35
Exons: 3
Coding region: 120-1109 (329 amino acids)
Biological process (GO): mitochondrial translation
Cellular component (GO): mitochondrial small ribosomal subunit
Molecular function (GO): structural constituent of ribosome
Source: RefSeq, a predicted model, not a curated record
AAGAAAGACCGUGUGAAGUUCUCUGCGGCAUGAUGUAAAAGUGUUGUGUGAUCAAAACAUUCGAAGUUAUAUUUUUCGGAAAAUUCUAAUUAUUGCGUUAUUUUUAAUUGUUAAUUACAAUGGCUUCAAUUACCCGAUUGGUGGGGAAGCCAGUACUACAAUUCCAGGUUCGGAUUGUAGGCUCUCGAUGGCAAUCUACCCAGCAGGAGCUGGACACUAGAAAGCAUGCCGACGAUGAAGAAUUUCGGGUACUUAAUUUCAAGCAAGUUAAAGCCCAGCGGAUAGUUCGGCGCAAAGCGCCCAAGUUGGAAGUGCCACCACCAAGAUCAAAUCAGAUGGCCACCGAUCAGGACUGGGGCGCCGUUUGGCCGGGUCCGAAAACCUUCAAUCCCUCCACGGUUCCUUUACCACUACGUCAGGGCUACACUAUGAAAAAGCACCAGGUUCCACCGGGCAAGUUCGCCAAUGCCGAACUGAUGAAGAUUCCGAACUUCCUUCAUCUCACACCGCCGGUUAUCAAGCAGCAAUGCGAAGCAUUGAAGCAAUUUUGCAAUCCCUGGCCAAAAGCGCUCGACACCGAGGAGAAGAUGAAGCAACACUUUCCAGUGGAUUACAUCUCGACCGACUAUUGUCACGCUUUGCCGACCAUUCGCAAUCCUCUAUCGCGUAUCGUUACGGUUCAGUUGAAGGUCGAUACCCUGAAGCUGAACAAGCACGCUAAAGAUAAGUUCCUACGGUUGGUGGGAGAGCGAUACAAGCCGGACACGGAUGUGUUAACCCUUGUGACGGAUCGCUGUCCGUUGAAGAAGCAAAAUUACGACUAUGCCUUGUAUCUGUUGACGGCACUGUACCACGAGUCCCAUGUGGUUGAACCAUGGGAGGAGACGAAAACGGAAGCCGAUAUGGAGUAUUACGAUUUCCAGCGGAAUCGUGCCAAGGUAAGUUCGGAAUCGAUUUUGAAUUGGGGUAAAGCCGACGGAGAACAGCGAGUGGAUGCACCGGCGAGCUAUGCCAAUUCUGUGGAGCAACUGUUCAACGAAGGUGAAAAUGAGUACAACUUGCAAAAGUAUAAGGAACAGACGGUAAGGUUGUUAGGAUUUGUCCAGUGAGUGCUUCUAAUGGGGGUUGCUUUCUUAGAUUUGUUUCGAACUUAGGAAAUAUAACAUAAGAUACAAUU